Acanthosepion pharaonis is the source of this 723-nucleotide messenger RNA. The record is from the annotation of a GenBank genome assembly. NCBI's taxonomy places the organism in Eukaryota, Metazoa, Mollusca, Cephalopoda, Sepiida, Sepiidae.
AUGGCAGCAGCCAUCGCUACCACCAUCACCAACUUGAACGCCGUCUCACACAACGCAAGAAAAACCAUCGACUUUUCUUUCAUCAUGGCGGUUACAACUAAUACAACAUCGAACAAUAUUAGCUAUCUCUGUCAGUCUCUUCAUAUCUCUCUUUCUAUCUAUCUAUUUAUUUACCUAUCUACCUCUUUAUCUAUCUAUCUCAUCUCUCGUUUUCCUCGCCAUAUCUCCCUUUUCACUCCUCCUUUGACAACCUUAUUAUGUCCUCAUCAAUAUACAAUCUCUCUUUUUCCUCACCUCCCCCUACUAGUUCACUACGACCUCCUCACCACCACUCAUUUUCCUCCUCACCCGCAAACUCUAUUUUUAUUUCUCAUCCUAUUAACUUUAUUCCUCCUUACGCCUGUACUUCCUUUUUUCCUUAUUAUUAUAGAGUCUCUAUUUUUUUCUCUUCAUUUUAUUACCUCACUUUCUCCUCCUCAACUGAUAAUCUCACUUUUUCUCGUCGCCGCACGAUGUCAGUCUUUCUUUUUCAGCCCAGUAUCUCUCUUUGUCCCCCUCAAUCGGCGAUCUCUCUUUCUCUUCCUCAUCCCACUACCUCGCUUUGUCCCCAUCAGCCGACAAUCUCUCUCUCUCCUCCUCAUUCCACUAGCUCGCUUUGCCCCCCUCUCAACUGACAAUCUCUAUUUUUCUUUAUUAUCCCGCUAUCUCGUUUUGCCCCCUUAA